AUGGAUGCUUGGUGGAACAUGAUAACGUCUGUAUACAAUUUUCUCAGUGCCUCAACUAACCUUGCACAAACUCUCGACAGAAAAUACGCCAAUCAUCGAGCCAACAUUCAUAUUUCACCCCUAUUAAUUGAAGCUCCACCAGAAAAAUCCCGCCAGGUUUUUCCAGAAGAAUUUCCUUGGUUCGUACAACUGAUGAAUAAUGAACAAGAUUGCACAGGAAACAGUACAAAGGGAACUGUAUUUUCAAAAGAGCGGACAGAUUGUUGCGAAUAUCUUGAUAAAUUGAAUACUCAGCAAAAUAACCAACCCCAAGUAGAUAAAAAUGUCAGUAUAAUCGCUGGUAUUGAAAAAGAAUUACACAAUGUGCUAGCAUGGGAACAAUCUAUCAUUCAGAACUAUUUAGACAAUGAGGAAAGAGCUCUCGAUGAUUUAGUGCAAAACGUGAAUACUAUUUCCACUAAGAGUUAUGCGACAAGUGGGCGAAAUUCCACCCAGCAGGAAGAAAAUCAUAAAAGCCCUACUGAUGAUGAAACUGUGAAAUUCAAUGAAGUUUCAGAUGACAGUUGUGACAUUCAAAAAUUCAACAAUUUCGAACAGAAUAUAGACUCUUCCAAGUCACAAAAUGUACAUCAAAGUGGGGAGAUUGAUGAAAGAAAUGACUCGCAGGAAUGUUCGUUGUCUUUUGAAAAUCGUACCGUUACAAUCGCGAACUUGGGGACCAAAAAAUCAACGGGGAAACAGGACAGUUGCUGUGAUGAAGAGAAGACCGUUGACAAAAUGGAAGCAAUUCAUAAAUCCACAGUUGAUGAACGAAAUUCGAAAGUCGAAAAGAAAAAAUGUUCAAAAUACCAUAAACCAAGUAAGUGUAAACAUGAUGAACUCACUGAGGAAUCUGCAUCAGAAAAUAGUGCUGCCGUUAGUUGUAAGUUAAAUGGUGAUUUGAAUAAUGAAACUGAGAAAUCGGAACUGAGAUCUAUCAAGACUGCUCCUCCAGAUGAUGAGCUUUCUAAGUGUAGUCCCACAGUACCAAGGAAAGUGUGUAAGAGAAAUUAUUCAGAUAUCGUUCCUAAGAAUAUAAAUGAACUCAAAGAACACUUGGAUUCAAUCAAUAAAUCCAAAUUAUAUAAAAGACCUACUAGGUCAAUAAACACACGCUCCACUGAAAACAGGAAACUGUCUGAUGAUCCGGAAAAUAAAAACGUCAACUUCACUGUGUUCACUGCAAACAUUUCUUACAAGGAAAACCAGAAGAAUAAAUUGGUUUCAAAGAAGAACUCCCGAGUAUCUGAUCGCUUUGCGUCCGUUGAGAGUGUUGUUAAAAAGCUGAUAACUGGUGGUGGUAAAGUUAAUAAAAAUGCAGAAGUUGUAUCGCCAAGUAGUCCGACAAAUAAUAGGAAUGUCACUAUGAAAAAAACGAAUAGUCCACAAAUCAAUACUGAUUCUUCAGCAAAAACGAGUUCAGAUGUCGAUGAUAACAAAACUUCAAAAAAAUCUCUUGGGAAACUUCCUAAACCUACUUCGAGUACAUAUCCUGGGCAUAUUUCAGAAAAAACCAAUAGCAGUGUUGUGAAUGACAAAUCUCUACGUAACAAAUAUACUAUCAGUAAAUCGAUAAAACCUGAAAGUUCAUCUGAAACAGAGUCGACCACUAAUAAACUGACACCUAUUUCCAAAAUGAACACACCGGAUUCUGGUACAAGCAAACGCAAUACUUUUCAAAAAUUGAGGCAACCGUCUAGAGAGCGAUCAAGUCAUGCAAAGACCCCAACAGGAAAGCAACCUAUAACAAAAAAUUCACCAAGUUAA
Leptinotarsa decemlineata (Colorado potato beetle) is the source of this 1806-nucleotide messenger RNA. RefSeq lists its product as uncharacterized. The record is from RefSeq and is a predicted model, not a curated record. Lineage: Eukaryota; Metazoa; Arthropoda; Insecta; Coleoptera; Chrysomelidae.